AUGGCUGUUUUAUGGCAGACCCAGUUUGCGAUUGUUACUCUUAACAUCCUUUUGGGAAUCCUGUUUGUCCUGGCAAACAAAGACUUUUGUGGAAGCGUUUAUGAAACUCGAGUCGACCAUGUCUUGGUAGGUCAUGUUAUCCAGAACAAUGUUGUUGUGGACGAGUUUGAAUGCCAGUUAAAAUGUAUGGGAAAUAACAGCUGUAAGUCGAUCAAUGUUCAUCCCAGUGACAGCAAUGGAAAACGUAGCUGUGAGUUGAAUAAUAAAACACGGCAGAUGAAGCCAGGUCAUUUCAAAAAGAAGAAAGGAUCUACAUACUAUAGCUCUGUUCAGGCCUCCUGUAUGGAUGUUUCGCGCGGGCGAAAACAAACAAUUAAAAGCGGCCAGUGUCAUCCAAGAUACAUAGGAAAACAUUGUGAAACACCUACCAGAGGCUUAUAUUUCAAUCAGCCUGGUCAUUCCUGUAAGGACAUUUUGGAAGCUGGAGACUCUAAAGGAGAUGGGGAGUACUGGAUCGUCCCUGAAAAAAAUGGAACUCCUUUAAAAGUAUUUUGUGACAUGACAACUGAUGGAGGAGGCUGGCUCCUAAUCUAUAACGUGAUUGCUGAGGGAACUGUACCCCCCACCAAUUUGAAUAAAGAAGAGACAUACGAAGGAGUCAGUCGUUACAGAAACAACAGAAUGGUUCUCUCUCCUGACGGUAUGCGAGAGCUGAGAUCCCGCAUAUCUUUCACUCAGCUGAGAUUCCACUGCCGUAAACAGCAACCUGGACGAACGUUUCAUGUCAAAACGGCCGCGAACAGCUCUGGUGAAGCUGUAGCCAGGUUCUUUGCCGGUGAUGCCGACGCUUUUCCCAAAGCCUGUGGCUCAUUUGAGAAACUCAAGGGAGACAACUCAGUCCUUGCAAGUAGAUGCGUAGAAUGGGGGAAGGAAAACGGUGCGUAUCGUGUUGGAAAAUGGGGACAUGAAGGGUAUAAGGAGCUGUAUAUAUACUCAGCAUUCAUUCGGGGUCGAUCUCAUUGGCGCACGUGGCCUGGAUAUCACAUCUGGCUAUGCGAUGACGUGGCGGACGAUUUGUCGCGCGGCGACUUUUGGAAGAUUUAUAUCCGUUAA
This is a messenger RNA of Pocillopora damicornis (cauliflower coral), 1113 nucleotides long. RefSeq lists its product as uncharacterized. NCBI's taxonomy places the organism in Eukaryota, Metazoa, Cnidaria, Anthozoa, Scleractinia, Pocilloporidae. The record is from RefSeq and is a predicted model, not a curated record. Gene Ontology annotation, molecular function: oligosaccharide binding.